This is a messenger RNA of Drosophila serrata, 667 nucleotides long. Its product is annotated as pre-rRNA-processing protein TSR2 homolog. NCBI's taxonomy places the organism in Eukaryota, Metazoa, Arthropoda, Insecta, Diptera, Drosophilidae. The record is from RefSeq and is a predicted model, not a curated record.
UAGUAUUUACGCACUCUACAACACUGGAACAGCACAUGCGAUGGCGGCCGCACAACAAACAGAGUUCCAAAAGAAUUUUCGCCUUAUUGUGGAAAAGAUAUUCAACCACUGGCAAAAUCUCCGGCUGGCCGUGGAGCAUGGCAUGGGUGGACGCAAUGGCCAGCAGGUGGCCAUAGAAAUCAUGGACUAUACCUAUCAAUAUUGCGUGGCCAAUGAAAACAUCACCCAGGGCGAGCUACAGGAGGUCUUGGAGGAGCUGAUGGACCAGGAGUUCAACACGCUCUGUGAUGACAACUCCAUCCCAGAGAUAUGCCGGAAUCUCCUGCGAUACAAGCAGCUGGCGCAGCAGAAUCAGUAUCCACAGAUCGAGGCAGAGCUGAGCAAACUUCCAGCGGGCAAGGAGUGGUUGCGUCCGGAUGUAAAGAUCACCUACACGCCCGUAGAAGGUGACUCCUCUUCCGAGGAUGAUGAUGAUGAUGACAUGGAAGACGACGAUGAGGACCAAGAUGAUGAAAUGGAGGAUGAGGCGCCAACCAGCAGCGGGCGAAUGACUCGUUCGCAGGCCCGUAAACAAAAGGCUGAGGAGUUUGUAGAGCCCGAGGAUGGUUGGACCACAGUGCGGAGAAAAUGAAUUUGUUCAUUAAUUAAACAGCUUGUUAGUUUUUUA